GAAUUCGUGCCCGUGUCAGUGUUUCUGUCACACGGGCGACGCCCAUCAAGGUGUGACCCAGGUUCCUUCGCAUCCGCCGGCAGACGCAGAGGGAGUUCGUCCCGCCGCCGCCCGGGCUCGGCGCCAGCUCGCAGAAAUACCUGUUUGAAACGCAAACGUUUGCUCGGCAGGUGAUGUGACUUGGCUUGACUUGAGAUUGUAGACGCGUGUGUGCUUUGUUCAGAAGUUCUUUAAAGUAGCUGCUCGCCGUGGACCCCGCACGGAUCUCAGCCUCCAGGGAGGGCAGCCCUGCUCUCCACAGCGCCGCCCUUCCUCUCUCUCGGCCCGGCUUCUUCUCCUGCGAAUGGCGCUCGCAGCAGCGUCCUGACAGCCGCCCGACAGACGCGCUUCUCCCGCUGCUCAGACACACCGCUCCGCCGGCUUCCAGUCACUAGGUUUGCUCCUUUAACCACCACGGACCUCUGACGGGGAAUCUGUUCGUUUUGGGGUUUUUUUUUUUCGGUGCACGAAUGGAGUCGUCCCCGCAGGAUUCGGCGAGCGACCCGGGCAGGAGCGGCUCUGAGCCCGCUACACCGCUCACAGAGACGCCGGCGAGCCUGGAGACACUGCGAGGCGGGGAGCACCUGAAGUCGGCCAGGAGACACAGCAGCUCCGGCUCCAGCUCCGGCUCCUCCGGCUCCGGCCACGGCAAAGGUUUGUCAGCAGCUGUGAAGAAGACACACACAUCUCAGAUUGAAAUCAUUCCCUGUAAGAUCUGUGGAGACAAAUCAUCGGGGAUCCACUACGGCGUGAUCACCUGCGAGGGCUGUAAGGGUUUCUUCAGACGGAGUCAGCAGAGUAACGCCGCCUACUCCUGUCCUCGCCAGAAAAACUGUCUGAUCGACCGAACGAGCCGAAACCGCUGCCAGCACUGCCGUCUGCAGAAAUGUCUGGCUGUGGGCAUGUCCCGAGAUGCGGUAAAGUUCGGUCGCAUGUCCAAGAAGCAGCGGGACAGUUUGUACGCUGAGGUUCAGAAGCACCGUCUCCAGCAGCAGCAGCAGCAGCAGCAGCAGCAGCAGCAGCAGGGUCCCCUCCUCCUGUCCCACCCCGGCCUCGGCAGCCCGAGCCUGGCAGAGGCUGAGCCACUAUCCCCCCACUAUGGCCUCUCCUCCACCGGCCUCACGGAGCUCCCUGAUGAACUGGGGGGCUACAUGGAGCAGAACUCCCCCGAAGGAGGAUCAGUGUCAUCCAAGGCAGACUCCGGAGGAGAAGGAGGAGGUGGCGCGUUCUACCUGGACAUCCAGCCAUCUCCGGACCAGUCCGGACUGGACAUUAACGGCAUCAAACCGGAGCCACUGUGCGACUACGGCUCAAGUAACGGCUUCUUCCCGUACUGCUCCUUCAGCAACAGAGACCCGUCGCCCACCGUGUCCCUGGCAGAACUCGAUCACCUGGUCCAGAUCAUCUCCAAGUCUCACCUGGAGACGUGUCAGUACCUGAGGGAGGAGCUGCAGCAGAUGAGCAGGCAGAACUUCCAGCAGGAUGAGGUGGAGAGCUACCAGAGCAAGCCGCGGGAGGCCAUGUGGCAGCUCUGUGCCGUAAAGAUCACCGAGGCCAUCCAGUAUGUGGUGGAGUUCGCCAAACGCAUCGACGGCUUCAUGGACCUCUGCCAGAACGACCAGAUCGUGCUGCUGAAAGCCGGUUCUCUGGAGGUCGUCUUCGUCCGAAUGUGUCGGGUGUUUGACUCGCAGAGCAACAGCGUUUACUUCGACGGGAAAUUUGCAGGUCCUGACGUCUUCAAGGGACUGGGUUGUGAUGAUUUGAUCUCGUCAGUGUUUGACUUUGCUAAGAGCAUGUGUUCACUGCACCUGACGGAGGACGAGCUCGCUCUCUUCUCAGCAUUCGUUCUGCUCUCUGCAGACCGGUCGUGGCUGCAGGAGAAGCUGCAGGUGGAGAAGCUGCAGCAGAAGACUCAGCUGGCUCUGCAACACGUCCUGCAGAAGAACCAGAGAGAGCAUGGAGUGCUGAGCAAGCUCAGAUGUAAGGUUUCAGCGUUGCGUUCACUGUGCAGUCGACACACAGAGAAACUGUCAGCGUUCAGAGCCGUUUACCCCGACAUCGUUCAGACACACUUCCCUCCUCUUUACAAGGAGCUGUUUGGUGCCGACCUCGAACUGACGCUGCAGACCCACGAGUAAACGGCGGCCACGUGCUCCACGGAGCCGACCAGCACCGAGCUGCUGGAUUCAGACGGACCAAGUCCGGUUUGAGCGACCACGGGGGACGGGACAGAAACUGUAUGCAACUUGGCUGCUGCACUUUUCCCGGACAACUGAGGCUUCAGAAAACGGAGAGAUGUGAAACUCCUCUUCUCCUCGGUUUGUCUUUCUUCACCGCCUCUUCUCAUGGCCCUGGGUUCGGAUGCAGUGAGGAGUCAGGUGGUCUCCCUCCACUGACACACAUCUUGUAUCAAAGACCCUGGGUCUGGGUCAGAUUCAGCUCUGACAUUAAAAUGCACUUUCAGUAUUCACACUGAAACCUGGUUUGUUUUCCCUUCACUGACCACCUCUUCUUCUUACUGUCACUUCACUUCUGAGCAAAUGAUCGACGCCGCAAAAUUCAUUCACAUGUCCUCCAGAAAAAGCUUUAGCUACGGUGGCUAGGGAGCUAGCUGGCCUUGGACGGGCCUACUGGACACAGGCCCGAGGGCCCUUGGGGUCAUGGACCACAAAGACACUCAAAAUGACAACUACAGAAAAAUAAAAUGACCGCUUUUGCGUGCUGGAUCCCAGGGGCCCGUUGUCUCGUAUUCCAUCCAUAUAACUGGGAACAUGCAAGCUGGUGCUAUCCAGCCGAAAUAGCCUAUCUUUACAAACUUUGGGAUGUCCACUAGAAUUUAAAAUAAAGUUCUGUGUGUUUGAAUAAUGCUUGGCCAAAUAACAUGGGUUUACGCUGUUUACAGUCACCGAGUUUAAGAGGUUAAUGAAAUUUCCGAGAAGCCACCAAAUGAAAGUCAACCUGCGUUUCUAGCAUCUGGUGUAAUAAGAAGAUUCUGAAAAGGACAGUCCUGUAACUGGGAGCUUCAGAGCUGCGUCUUAACUAAUGUGGGUCUGCUGCCAUUUUAUUUUUAAAGUUUCUAGCUUCAGUGUCUUGUAGGGGGGGUCACAACCAGAAUGUCCUUUCUUUUGAUGCUGGAAGUUUCUGUCCACUGGCGGAUUUUAGCAGCCACGUGUUUUUUCUAGAGGGAGUUUAAAUGGGGUCAGUUGGUCUGUGCGAGCCGAAAUUCAGUCUCCUCUCCUCUAACUUCUCUGGAUAUCUGCUGAUGCAUCGCUCAGGUUAAUGCCCGUGGUUCAGAGGUCAAGUGUCCACAGAGAUGAAUCUCACCAAACACUCACAUUCACAUCUCUUGUUGUUACACUCGAUCAUUAACUAGCAGAAGAUGUUUGACCAGACUUGAAAAUUGGCCCCAUGUAGGUGGUCGGUGACUCAAGUCUUAUUUGGUGACUUCUCGACGACAUUACUUCUUUUCUUGAGAAUGUGUUAAUUUAACGGAAGAAAGAUCCUUUUCUCUGUGGUUUUAAAGUAAAUGUUGAAAAUCAGGAAACACAAGAGCACAAACAAAGACGAACUGAUCCUAAAACACUUUUGACCUCAUCAACAAAAACGUAGAAAGCCAAUAUGCACAAAUGGAACCAGGUCAAGCUCAACGGCUACAGCCGACUGAUCCAAAGGAGGCUGAGACCUUACUGCUCGAUAAAACCAUUCGGAAACUUCUGCUUCUCCACAGCACCGACCACUGAGGCUCAUGGGUACUGUAGGAUUUAGAGUCGUGUGAAUUCAGGAACAUUAAACGCACUUCUUAAAAGUUAUACAUUUACGGUGAACAUGACUCCGUGAUUACUCUUGAACGUGAAUAGAUAAACAGUAGAGCAUUUUGGAGCAGACUUGUCCAGACUCACCACAGACGUAACUUGACAGUGGACAGUCGCCAUCCCUGAGUUCUGGUUGGUUUUGUUGUGCUGAUGAUUUCAUUCAUCCUCCUCCUGCCUUUCGUCCUCUCGGCAGCCUCUUCCUCCUCUGACUGUAACAUCUGCAUCGACACCUGCAGACAGCGGCUAAUUCAUUCACACCCAGCAGUUAGCCUGUGGCACCACCUGCUGGUUGUGAGUUGAAAGAGCAGGUUUCCUUAUUUCCCCUGUCAGUUUGUCUGCAGCUCGGGGUUUAAAUUUAUGGAUGAGACCAAUGUGAGAAAAACCAUGUUUACAUUUUACUGAAAGAGUAACACAGAUUAAUUCAACAUCCAUCCAGCUUCAUGAAAGCAACGAAAGUUAAUAGGAGCAAUACAGACAGUGCUUCACAAAAAAAGAAACUAUGCAGCGUGAAGUAAAAUGAAGUGAUGAAAUAUUAAUAGCUGUUGCACUAAUACCUGUCUAUCUACUAUCUACUGCCUGCGCGUGCGUGUGUGUGUGUGUCUGAUGUGUGUUCAUGAGUGUGUGAACAUUUUUGUUAUCUGUGGUAAACUUUCAACCAUUUUAAGUGCUUGGACUUCAGACUGCUGGGAGGAGCCAAGGUUUAUCCAUCAUCCACUGCCUCACUUUUCAAGAAAAUUCCAGAAAUUUACUGGAAAGAGAAAAAAAAAUCCCUUAUAUGGCACAUCACAGGGGGAUUUAAGCACUCACAGCAGCCACUGAGCAAACCACAAACAGAAUCAAUUUAGUUAGGAGCUAGAUGGGUUAAAGCUCCAUUCAGCCAGUUCCGACCACAAGAGAGCAGGAAGUAGACCCCGACCCAAGCAUAUAGAAUUAAAGCAAGUUCUUAUGGGUAUCAUAUUAGCAAACAGCUAGCAUGCCACAUCCAGCAGAAACAGAGCAGCAGGAGCUUCCCUCCCGAGUCCUCUCAGUCCACCUCUUGGAUGUCUGCUGGUUUAAUUCCCCAGCUCAUGGGAGAACUGUCCUAGGGUUGCUGGAUUUCCCACGCCCCUCCUCAUUAACUUAGAUUUUCCAAUGGGAGCUCUUGAGCUGGAAGUGGUUUUUUCCUAUGCCAAGGUUACUGAUGAUGACUCAACUAUGCAGACAGAUGAACCAACCAAUCAGGCAUUUUAGGGCUGAUACUGAUCAGCAACCGCGUUCCUGUUCACCUUUUCUUUUUUUUUUUUUUGGCCACCCUCUGAAAAUCUUGUCUUUGCUGACCUCCAGUGGUGUUUAACUUCCCACCUUGUAGCAGUGAUGCACAUGUGUUCUCCAGGACCCCCGAGCCAUCACUGUUUGGUGUGGCUGUAACAGAGCACACCUCUGACCACCGCCAAAAGAUCCCGUGAUCCCUGAAUCCCCAUGGGUCACAUUCUAAAAGCACUGGAUCCUGGAACACGUCAAACCAUCCAAUUUGAUAGCAUUUGUUAGCCCUCCUCUGCCUGGUAUACUACCACGUUUUUCAAGCUCUACACUCAUCUGUGUCAUCUGCUGUUACAUAUAGACCACAGACAUUUGUAGUCUUUAAGCCUUAUCAGGGUUAUUUUCUAGAACUUGUCCAAUUUUCUCCAGAGCCACAGAAAACAUCAAACAACUUUUUUCACACACACAACUGGUGAUUUGACUUUGACACGUAAAAAUCAGUGGAGCACCUCUUUAACAACCAUAGUACAUUACCCACGUUAUAGUCAACCUAACGAUUAAUAUAUUCCUCUGUAGUAGCAAGUAUUCAUUGUACAAGGGGUAUUUUUAAUGACUCAUUGCAUCUUGUCACAGUUCAUUAUACCUUCCAGAAUCAGCAAGUACGUCUCACCUUCAAACAUCAGGAUUUAAACAGCAAAUCAGUUUGGAAUAAAAUAAUCAAUAACAUCAUUACUGUUAUGUUUUACCACCUGCUCCAUUUCACCAUGUGUCUCGAUGUCAAAAGUCCAAUAAAAUCCUGUAUUUCUGGCACACGAUGAAUUUAACUUUAGCCAUAACUGAAUGUCAAGCAAUAAUGUAAAUGUUGUAUUUAAUCUUUACCGUGUAUAGUUUGAAACAUGUGGCAUGGCAACGCAGACUCUAAUUUAUAAGAUUUCAUUUGGGGGUUUUCUUCCGAGUCCCGCGUGUUAUUGGCUUACUACUUUGUGUCGACCUGUCACGUGAUCACGUACGCUGACGACAUACUUUCCUCCCUCCAUGCCUCCUUAUCGGUUUGGCCCCCAUUCUGUAAGUAACUUAGUUAAAGAGUCUGUACAGGCCACAGGAAAAUACUGCUAUAAAUGGCUACUGAGCGUCAGACUUUUUAUCUGUUGACUGAUACGCAUCAUGAUGUGUAAUAUCUGGUUUGAUAUGCACUGCUCUCUUUUAGAGUUAGUUUAGUUGCAGGGAGCAGCCUUUUUUGUGUUUUUAAUAUGCGUGUGGUGAUAGUUGAACUUUUAACGUUAGCAGGGUCUGGAUUUUACCAACUAUGCCACAUUGUAUGUUUUUUCACAGGGUUACCAAUUAAAGGAAAAUUCAGUCUUUCAGCAUCCUGAUAGUAACAGCAUUUUCAGACAGUACAUGUUUAGCUCUGAUUUCCUGGUUUACGGUCAAUCAGUGCAUUAUAUUUAAAUGGGCAUAAGAUAAUCAGCACGUACAAUUUGAUAUCAUAAAGCUAAUACUGGGAUGUGUUAGACCAGGCCGUCCUGUUGAUUUUUUUUUUGACGGAAUUUUAUUGUUUUUAGUUCAUCAAACUAAGCUAACUAGGCUAACAAUGGCAAGCUAGUUGAUUUAUCUGACCUUUGUGCAUAAUUUAGGUAAAAUGCUUUUCCGACCUGGUUUCUUGUCCUGAGUCGUAAGAAAGACAGAAUUUUCCUUUAAAUUAUCAAAUGUAAUUAUGAUUAUGAAAUAUCAUAGUCCAGGAUGUUACUGCAUUGCUCAGCCUGCACCUGCAUCAGUGUGUCAGGCUCGGGCCUGUAAGUUUCUUUGUUUGAACUGGUCAAACACGACUUCUUUUGUUUUGAUACGAAGCAGUGCUGCUGUAUCUGAAAUGUAUUGAAAAUAAAACAGAGA
Molecule: messenger RNA, 6980 nt
Organism: Xiphias gladius (swordfish)
Lineage: Eukaryota; Metazoa; Chordata; Actinopteri; Istiophoriformes; Xiphiidae
Product: nuclear receptor ROR-alpha A-like
Exons: 12
Coding region: 510-2177 (555 amino acids)
Biological process (GO): regulation of transcription by RNA polymerase II
Cellular component (GO): nucleus
Molecular function (GO): RNA polymerase II cis-regulatory region sequence-specific DNA binding; nuclear receptor activity; zinc ion binding
Source: RefSeq, a predicted model, not a curated record